GACAAGGAAAAAAAGACAUGCUAUAUUUAGGUACAAUCGAAUAUAAGUUUCACUGAAUAAUCGGUUGUUUUGAUCUUUUUGUCUUGAAAUGUUCCGGGAUCCAAAAUGAAAAAAGACAAAAAAAAAUUGAGCAAAGUAUAACAGUGGCAUAGUACAUGCGAUGAAAUUUUCUUGGUUUUCUAAACUUGUAUGCACCCGCCUUACGAUUAAUUUUUAAAAAUUAGCUUUUGACAUAAACUUCGCAAACAGGAGGUAAUUAAGCCUGAUCUGACAUGAAUUUUAUCAAUAUUUAGUUUUUAGGGGGUUUUAAAGAUGUCUCUUGGGCAGACUCGGCGCUAAGCCAAGACAAUUGCUGGAGUCUUCGAAUAACAGCGCGAGUUGAAAAGAAAAUACAAUAUCCUUCUUUUGCGGUCUCUUUAACACACUUAAUUUUUGGCAAAAUCUACAUUUUUCCAUAUCGUCAUUCAGAUCAGCAGCAAACCAAUUGAACGGUUUAUUCGUUUUAUGCGUGGUGUCGAUGAUUUUCGUUGUACAGUUCCUGUUUUGCGCGGCGAAAAUCUCUUCAGUUACCGUCAAAACGCUCAACUCUUCUCUGUGUGACUUGGGGCUGAUCAACUGAGCAUGCGUCGUGAAGAGCCCGGAGGUGUAUACGUGAGGUGCUAACCUUUUGGACACCGCACCAAUGUCAAAUAUCUUUCAUGUCGUUUAUUAAUUGUUUGUUUUUUUCAUUCCGUCCUCCUAACAUUAUGGAAUUUCAAAGUUAGGGAGGAAGUUGAAAUUUUCUUCGAGUUUUAGGCCGCUAACCUUGAUAAAGGCGAAAACACGUCGACUUUGUUGACGAAUCGACGGCUUUUGUCGUGAGUUCUCGACCUCUUUGGAGUAAUUGUUUCCCGCAUGAAGAUGUUAUCUUUGCUUUUGCAUGUUUUUUCAAUAAAAGCAAUUGUAUCAAGACCAGCCUGAAGGAGAAAAAUUUACAUGUGUCAGGCUUUUGUCUUUAAGCAAUUAAAAUGGAAUGAACCUUUAAGGACUUGAAAUUCGCAUAAAUGAACGUCACUAGGGAGACUUGAAGUCUAAUAAUUCACUUGCUCCUCGGCGUAAGUAAUUUUCAUUGAAUAUUUGUAAUUUUUUGGGGGAAGAAUUGCCUUUUAGACUCUUUACCACUUAAGAAUUUCAUACACAUCGAUAUUCCAGUGACAGGGAAGUUUUUUUUUUAUCGUCGAGGGAUCAUUAAUCCUUUUAAUCAGGUUUUGAAUUUUGAGGGUAGAAAUUUUCAUGGACAUUUCAGCCAAUAUGUAGAGGGUGAUUCCAUAUGUCUGCCUCACUUAUCAGUAGAAAUUUUUGCCCUUCGUAGCUUAAAAUUAUAUUAGACUCACCGGACCAAAACGCAACUUUAUUACGCAAGAUAGUUGAUCAACUAUCCAGACUUGUUAUUGACCGAAUGCCUUCUCGCGGCACGGUUCGUUGCAGUUGUUGCAGCGCUAGUUCUUGCAAGAUCUGGAUGUCAAUUCAUCACUGCCACUUCAUCACAGCAAGAUCUUUGCCCGCUGUUUUGAGGAAAGGUGACCUUACCUUCGACUCACAGCGUGUGUGUUUUCUGAGCUGGCCAUUAAGGAGAAAACUCAAAGCGACUUCGAUAACACUUUGGAGGGAUGCAGAGGUUUUAGUCCUUAAGAGGCGACUCAUAGGACGCUAGCAGUUUUUAACUUUUAAAAUUAUUGCCGUAAUUAUCAAGGGCGAGAAGUGAUUGAGCCCGGCCACGAAGUACCAAACAAGAAAGCUUUGUCACACAAAUUGCAGACCCUGGAUUGAAGUUUUACAAGAGGCUUAACUCGAGAUGGGAUCAGUGAACCAUGAACUACAGUUUCUUCGGAGCAACCAGUUUUCAGGGGAUUUGGAGAAUUCAGAAGUCCAAGCACUACGAAAGGAACGGCAGAUAUCGCGAAAGAUUUUGGUGUUUGCCUGCACCGUGGCAGUUACCGGAUUUGUUUGCCUGGUCAUCGGCAUUGCUUUGCUUCGAAUGAACAGGCUCGAUGAGCAUUUUUCUACGAAGCCCGACAACAAUUGUGCCUCAAAUGGAGGUGAGACGAGCGUCAUAACAAAAACGACGAAUUUCACGCAGAGUUGCAGCUAUUCCGAAGAGUUUAAGAAAUCAGGCCUCCUAAAAUUUGUAAACAAGUUGAAAGAAACGUUUUACAAGCUGCAUCCUUAUGAAGUACCUUACAAGCCACGAGUAUCGACGGAUGAAGUCAGAAAGAACUUCAAAGCAUUUAAUCCGAUUCCUUCCAGUAUAAAGGACAUCACGGACACAUCAAGGUCAUUAUUACAAGAGCUCAGUAAACUACAUAUUAACAUUGGGCUGCUGAAGACGAGAGAAGCAAAAGCACUGGCUGAGAUGAAACAUUUCCUAGCGCAUAAUUUUGGCAAUGUUUAUAAUUUUGAUUAUUAUUCAGGUCAGUGGAUGCUCGGCCCAAACAGAUUUUGUUACGUGGAUGUCAUUGCCAGACUACCAUAUCACUUUCGUAUGUUCUUGAAAAAGUUGUCCCCAUCAACAAUAGAAGAUAUGCAGACCAUCAUUGAAGUUCUAAAAGGCUUUGGAAGAGGAAUUGAGCAGUACAGAGAGAACAUCGAACGUGGAGUCAAAACUGGAAUGGUAGGCUCUGUCGAAGAGUGUCGAGUGGGACUGGAUUGUUUAACCCAGAUGUAUCCGAAAAUUGGGGACAGUCUACGGGAAGAAGACAUCAUGACGGAAUCAUUCUCAGAUCCAUUUCUGACGUAUAGGUUUUACCAAAGAUUUCAGAAGGUGGAAGGGCUGUGGUCACGGAGAGAAAAUGUGUCUUUAGAGUACUCGAUGGCGGACAGUUUGAUUAGUUACGUGGGCGUUCCUUUGGUGAAUUUAAUGCGAUAUCUUAAGGGGGAUCACAUGAAGCAUUGUGUGCCUAGUAACGUUUCCAGCGGACUGUUUAAUCGCCCGUUGCAUUAUGUGUACAAUAACGGGAUUGCUGAUGUUUCUAAGCCCGCGAGUAGAAAACUGCCCAGCGGUGAAAUAAUCGAUGGGAAGGCUGGGUACGAGAGAACUAUGCGAUUUUUUACAACAACAAAUCACACAGCUGAAUCUGUUUACAAACUUGGUUGGUCCUUGUUAGAGUCUAUUUAUCCUCAAGUUUUAGACAUAGCCAAGUCUGUCACGGGAUUCACAAACGAAAGUAAAGCUGUGGAGUCAUUUCGAAAGUUAGUCCAUUCACCAUCAAUGUUCUUCAAUGAGCAACCUUUCCCCAAAAACGAAUCAGACGAGAGAGCUCAUAGGAAGUGCAACAGUGAAAAAGCUGCGCGGGAAUUCUGUCCAGUGCGCUAUGCCGCUAUGCAACGAUGGUUCAAGUUUUCUCGCAGCACUCUCAGUCAAAUUGAGCCCAAGCUCUUGCAGAUGUUUCACUGGCCCCUAGGCCCCCGGAAGACCACGCCCGUUUGCCCUGUUGCCAUCGCAGUGAAUUUUAUGCCGACUUCUUCGGCACAGACUUACACUACAAGUUAUCGGACCUGCAAGAAACCGGCGUUUUUCCGAAUACCUUUCUUUCUGGACCGAAUGGGCCCAAAGUAUUCCGAGUGGACGACGAGUGCUCACGAAGCCAGGCCUGGUCACCACCUACAGUCUCAAGGUUACGUGGAAAAUUUUCUGGACUGGUGCGGCCCAGUAGUAAGUGUCUUGAUCAAGAGCAGAUAUAUUGCUUACUCUGAGGGGUGGGCACUUUAUGCCGAGAAUCCUCUUGUUGCUAAGGAAACGGAUGUUUACAACGACAAUCCACUGAGACGAUAUGGAAUGCUGAAAUGGCAAGUAUGGCGGGCUUUGCGUCUGAUCGUCGACACAGGUCUACAUUUCAUGGGCAUGACACGUGAUCAAGCCAUUCAGCUGUUUAGCGACUACGCUUGGGACGACACAGAUGUGGCUCUGAAGGAAGUGACACGAUACCAGAGCGGUCCUGGGCAAGCGACUGCGUACAUGAUAGGCCAGCAGGCUUUUAUGGACAUGCGAGAAAACGCCCAGAAGAAACUGGGGUCAAAGUUUGACAUACGGGACUUCCACUUUUACUUGUUAUCGCAGGGGCCUGCGCCCCUUGAUUACGUGGCUAAACAAAUUAACAAUUACGUGGAGUGCACCUUAAAUGGAACCUCUCCUGGUUGUGAACAGUUUCAAACAUCUGCGUAUGAGCGAAUGCGAUUCGCCGCAGGUCAGGGAUACGAUUCUGAAUUACAGUGGGAUCAUCUGGAAGAUUUUUAUUUUCCUCCGGAAAUACACGAAUUAUAAUAAUGAGCUUGGCUGAUUUUCGUUGCUAAACAAAUGGAAAAUGAAUGAUAUAGGGAAUAAAGUUUUAUGCUUUGUACCCUUUACGCGGGCUUAAUCUUCAUGAAAAGCACAGGUCCAUCGGCUUUAAAACACGAGUUGUAGUGUAUUUCCAAUGAGAGGGAACAGAUGGAUAAAUGGAAUACUAUUCCAACAAAAAAUGGAGAGUUUCAGUGUCGUGCGAGUUUGUCGAAUGAACGUAAAUUGAACUUACAAAGUCAUAUCAAGUUUAAAGUCCCCUUCCCCCCCCCUACACAACAUAUGAUUUCCUUUUUUAAAUGGCGUACCAAUAGCGAAAUUUUCAAUUGAGUGUCCAAUUUAACCCUGCAAUACAUUUGUUUUUAUGACGCACUGUGAUCAGAGAACAUAGGCAUGAAAAUGUUGCAAGAUUUUAAUUUUUUUCCGAUUCAAUGUAUAGUCAAAAUAAGCUCCCGCAGAGAAAAAAAAAGUCAUGUAAAAACACGCUGUUAAAUAUUUAUACCUCUAGUCAAAUUAAUUUGAAUUCUCAUCGACCAUUUUUUAUGGACUGCUGGGAUAACUUUCGUUUUGAGUUCACAACACUCAAAAAAUGCGCUUUUAAAGGAAAUGAAUUGGGGCUUGAAUGGAGCAAAACAAAUUAGCCCUUGGCAGUGUUGAACGCGGUGAAACAUAAGUUACUUAACCGCGUUCAAAUGAUCUUACUCGUGUAAUUUUCCGAGAAUGACGGGAAAACAAGUUCUGAUUUAAAAAACUGCUCUAAUGUGAUGGUACAUUUUGUAUGUAAAUAUAAUUUAUUUAGAGAAAAUUGCUCUUAAAAUAAAUGACCCCCGAGUAUGUACAGGGAA
Pocillopora damicornis (cauliflower coral) is the source of this 5160-nucleotide messenger RNA. RefSeq lists its product as uncharacterized. The record is from RefSeq and is a predicted model, not a curated record. NCBI's taxonomy places the organism in Eukaryota, Metazoa, Cnidaria, Anthozoa, Scleractinia, Pocilloporidae.